AUGGGUAAUUUUCUUCAAAUUCUCUCAUGGUAUGAGAAAAAGUGUGAUAAAAUUUGUGAUUAUGUACUGGAACAGGAUCCUCAAAAUGAUCAAAUGACUUCUCCAAUGAUUCAGAAAGAUACUGUGAGUGCUUGUAAGAUAGAAACAAUUAAAGCUAGUCUUGAGGAAUUAAAUGGUGACUACUUUGCCUUACUAGUUGAUGAGUCUUUUGAUGUGUCACGCAAGGAGAAAAUGACCAUUGUCUUACGAUAUAUUGAUAAAAAUGGAUUUGUGAUAGAGCGAAUUCUUGACAUUGUUCAUGUUCAAGAUACUAGAGCUUUGUCUCUAAAGAGGGCAAUUGUUAAUUUACUUGCUCAACAUUCCUUCAGUCUAUCAUAUGUGCAUGGAAAAUGUUACGACGGAGCAAGCAAUAUGCAAGGUGAGAUCAAUGGCCUUAAAAUGUUGAUUAGGCAAGAAAGUAGAUCGGCCCAUUCCAUUCAUUGUUUUGCUCAUCAACUUCAACUAACUCUUGUUGCGGUCUCAAAAAAAUAUAUUGAAGUAGGAAAACUUGUAGUAUUGGUUUCAAAUAUUUUGAAUGUAUUGGAAUCUUCUUUUAAGCGUAUGGAUGAGUUUCAAGAUUCUCAAAAAGAAAGAAUUCAAGAGGCAUUAGAUUUGGGUAAGCUCACAACCGGUAGGGGCUUGAAUCAAGAACUUGGUCUUUCAAGAGCUUGUGAUACUCGUUGGGGAUCUCAUUUUAAAUCUUUUAAUGAUUUUAUUCUUAUGUUUGGCUCUAUUCUUAAUGUUCUUGAAUCACUCGUUCUUGAUGCACGACUAUUGGAUGAAAGAGCCAAGGCAAUGGGAUAUCUCAAAGCUUGUCGAACAUAUGAGGUUGUGUUCAUGUUGCAUUUGAUGAGUGAUGUUUUAGGAAUAACAAAUGAGCUUAAUAAAUGCUUACAAAAAAAAGGAGCAAGAUUUGGCAAAUGCCAUGCUACUUGUUGA
Molecule: messenger RNA, 978 nt
Organism: Lycium barbarum (goji berry)
Lineage: Eukaryota; Viridiplantae; Streptophyta; Magnoliopsida; Solanales; Solanaceae
Exons: 1
Coding region: 1-978 (325 amino acids)
Source: RefSeq, a predicted model, not a curated record